AUUAGCUUAGGAUGGCGCUUUUCUGGGGUUGAAGAACGGAUAGGCAGGAAUGGAUGGUUCUGGACCUCAAGGGUCAAUUUGUUUGCUAUCGGGCUCAGGGCGGGUUCAGAUGAUUGUAGAAACAUUGCGCUCCGGCCUUGCAAAAAUACUGGGAGCUGAGCCGAGCAGGAUUUCUCUCACCGAGAACAUCGACCAAUACGCGUUCGACUCUCUUACACUCAUGCAGCUACGAAGUGUGAUACUGCGUGAGUUUAGGAUUAUAUUCCCUAUCAUGAGGUUUUUCCAAGGACCUAGUCUUCAGGACAUUGCAUUGAAGGUGGAAGGAUCCUUUUCAAAUGGUUCUCGUGAAGGGCAAAGCAUUCUCGAUAUAGCCAACCACGAGGCUGAACCAAUGUUAUUCACCGGAUUAUCAAUCGCGUCGCCAUGGUUCGUCCGGAGGGAGUCAGCCAACAGCUUCCAUACGCAGGUGGUAUGCUUUCAUUCCAUGGGCACCAGAGCCUCCCUUUUCGCACCGUUCUUGUUAAAUCCACCGGAUGGAAUGGAUGCAAUUGCAGUGCAAUUGCCAGGUCGUGAGACACGGGCCGACGAAGCAUUUCUAAUCAACAUGUCUGACGUUGUUUCUGGCAUACUUGGUGUGUUGGAAACGUCUGUUACCCGGAUGGGGUCGCAGGUUGAAGGACUUACACCAAAAGCUUUAACCUGAUUGAGUUUGAUGGAGAUCAUUGGUUCUUACAUCGAAAUCGGAAGCUGUUACUAGAGACGUGGGGCGGCCAUGGCCAGAUGAGUGAUCGAUAU
Exophiala viscosa is the source of this 795-nucleotide messenger RNA. RefSeq lists its product as uncharacterized. Gene Ontology annotation, molecular function: phosphopantetheine binding. Lineage: Eukaryota; Fungi; Ascomycota; Eurotiomycetes; Chaetothyriales; Herpotrichiellaceae. The record is from RefSeq and is a predicted model, not a curated record. The transcript has a single exon. The coding region runs from base 50 to 703 and encodes 217 amino acids.